UAACGCGUGUUAUUCAAACAUUCGGUUGAUAUUUAUAUUAUUUGUAAUUUGUCUGUCAUUAGUCAUUGAUUAAAUUUACAAAUAGAGCUCGUGAUUAUUAAAUAUUUCAUUAUAUAUUGAAAAAAUGGAUUUAAUUCACGAUUUCAUUGAACCACCGACGCCUUUUCCAUAUCGAUACAGAAAAUGUAUGUUCUGUAAAAAAUCAAACAUCUUCAAGGCAGUAUACAAAUGUAAGGACUGCCGAAAAGUUUGCCAUCGCAAUUGUUAUAAGGCAUUUCUAGAAAUGAAGUUAAAACGUGAAGAAGAAUUAGAACUCAUGAAACCAACUAUCGAAAUAAUUAGCAAUAAUGAAAUCGUUAAGAAGACGACGCACCAAUGUGACAUAGAAUCGAACAUUACUAACCAUGGUUUAACUGAUGAACUACCUAGUACAACAUCUCUCAAAUGCACUGACAUUAAAUCGAACAUUAAUGAUCAUCGUUCAAUUGUAUUAAAUGAACUGUCCAGUACAACAUCUUUGAACGUGAAUAUUUUGAAUGGUCGUAGAAUAGUUGAUAUAGGUCAUAUUUUCAACGAAAUUCAAAAUAUUCGUCAUAGUGGUGGACUUGGAUGUUCAUUUUCAGAUAUGAUUUUUAAAAGAGAAGAAAUAAAUGGAUACUUCUCAAUAUUCUAUUUUCAUUGUAAAAUGUGCGGUAUCGAAAAACAAAUAUCUUCUGAAAAUACUAAGAACAUUGAAUGCAUUCCAAUAAAUAAAGCAGUAGUAAAUUCUACAAAAGCUAUAGGUAUUGGAUAUGCACAACUGUCUGAACUUUCGACUUGUAUCGAUAUACCUUCAAUGUCAUCCAAUACAUAUCAGUCAUUAUUAUCACCUGUCGGCGAAGUAGUGCAUGAUUUAGCGAAGGAUGAAAUAAAAGAGCUGGUGGAAGGUAUAUUGAGUGAAAUCGUUGCACCAAAAAGCGUGCAUGAAAUAGAAGAAAAUAAAGGAGAUGAAUUGCAAAAUUCAGAAAAACAACAACAUAAGUCAUUUCUGCAGACGUACCAAGAUCCAAAUACCAGCUUAGCUGUUAACAUAUUGCAGGAUGUACAACAAAUCGAAUCAAAUAGAGUAGCUCUGGGCGAAGAAAAUUUCACCUUAGAAGAAAACAAAGAUAUUUCGGCAGUAAACGAGGAUACUAAACACGAAACAGGACUCGGUGUACAACAAAUCGAAUCAAAUGAAGUAGCUCUGAGUGAAGAAAAUUCCGCCUUAGAAGAAAACAAAGAUACUUCGGCAGUAAACGAGGAUAUUAAACACGAAACAGUCAUCGAUAUUGAUGCAAAUGAACUGGAAAAUAUUUUGGACGAACGGAGUCAAAAAAAGAGUUUCUGGAGAUGGCUAAUUCCGUUCUGGGGAAGAAAUCAAGUCAAAACAAAAUCAAAUUCAAUCAAGAGCAACGAGUAUUUAAUGCUCAAUUAUUAAAUAUUUAAUGCUCAAUUUUUAAAUAUUUAAUGCAUAACCUCCAAAGUGCAGGUGUGGUCAGUGAGAAGAGAUUCGAGAGUCACCUAAUAUAUUAAUAAAUAUGGAAGAGCCUAAGUGAAAAAGAACAUCAUAUUAUAUACAUUUAUAACAAAUAAGAAAAUAAUUAAAAAUUAAAAAUUAAAAUAAAAUACAUAUUAAAUAUUAUACCAAGAA
This is a messenger RNA of Aphis gossypii (cotton aphid), 1672 nucleotides long. RefSeq lists its product as uncharacterized. Lineage: Eukaryota; Metazoa; Arthropoda; Insecta; Hemiptera; Aphididae. The transcript is spliced from 7 exons. The coding region runs from base 125 to 1459 and encodes 444 amino acids. The record is from RefSeq and is a predicted model, not a curated record.